UCAAGCAUAGAGAAUAAUCCCCGCCUUAGCUAAAAUGAUUGGUGGCGAUUUGCGAUAUUUGCAAGCUCUUUGGAUAACACCGCUGUCAAUUAACAACGUCAUCUUCCCCAGCAGUAACGUCAUCAUCCUGGACCGUGAGGGAUGGCAGCCUCGAGAAAAAUCCAGAGCUUCCGCCUGCCCCCUCUCCCGACCAUCGGAGAGAUCAUUCGGCUGUAUAACCUGCGGGCAGAGAAGCAGCUGUCUCAAAAUUUUCUCCUGGACCUGAGGCUAACGGAUAAAAUUGUGCGGCAGGCAGGCAACCUAAAGGGCGCGCAUGUGUGUGAAGUGGGCCCAGGCCCUGGCGGUCUGACCCGGUCCAUCCUCAAUGCUGGUGUUGCUGACCUGUUGGUGGUGGAGAAAGAUACCCGCUUCAUCCCUGGUUUGCAGCUUUUGUCGGAGGCGGCUCCAGGGAAAGUGAGAAUCAUUCACGGUGACAUUCGUAACUACAGGAUGGACAGGGGCUUUCCCUCCUUCAUUCCGCGGAAAUGGGAGGACGAGCCCCCCAACCUGCACAUCAUCGGGAACUUGCCCUUCAGCGUCUCCACCCCCCUCAUCAUCAAAUGGCUUGAGAACAUCUCCAACAGGAACGGUCCCUUCCAUUUUGGGCGCACCCAGAUGACUCUCACGUUCCAGAAGGAGGUUGCAGAGAGGCUGGCGGCCAGCACGGGCAGCAGUCAGAGGAGCCGGUUGUCUGUGAUGGCUCAGCACCUCUGCAAAGUCAAGAUCUGCUUCACCAUCCCUGGCCGCGCCUUCAACCCCAAACCUCAGGUGGACGUGGGGGUGGUUCACUUCACCCCUCUGACUGAGCCCCAGAUCCAGCAGCCCUUCAAGCUGGUGGAGAAGGUUGUCAGGAACGUCUUCCAGUUCCGGAGAAAGCGCUGCUACAGAGGAAUCGAAAUGCUGUUCCCAGAGGCACGGCGGCUGGAGCUGACGGACGUGAUGCUGAAGACGGCCGACGUGGACCACACCCUCCUCCCCACCCAGCUCUCCAUCUCCCACUUCCGGGCUCUCUCCGAUGCCUACGGCCGAAUUUGCGCCGAGAACCCCGGCCUCGCCACGUACGAGUUCCGGGAGGAGCUGAGGCAGAAACGGCUCCAAAGGGGCAAGGGCACAGGCCUCAACGAUGACGAUGUUGACGACGACGACGACGAGAAGGACCAGCACUGACGAAGGAAGGUUCCGUAAGAGGAGAAACGCAAAUGACUUUCGAAGACAAAAACAAACACGCUCAGCAGGACUGCUCUCGGCUGCGAUAGUAUGAGCAGGCGGAGGUAUGAAUUUUUUAAAAACAAGCCUUUUUUCGCUGAAGCAGUAAGAAAGCCAGGUGAAGCGGGGGUUUUAAAAUGGAGGAUGCGACAUUGUGGUCUGGUCCCCUCAGGAAAACGGAGGACCCACCCUCCUUAAACACAACAGGUGCUGCUUUACUGCGGCACCAGAGCAGCAGCACAGAUUCACUGCGGCAUCCAGAUGGCCAGAUCCAGCAUGCCAGUGUGCUUCCUAACUGCAGGAGGUUCUGGUUGUUAUCUGAAGUUUCCCAGUGCUAUUCCAGUUGCGGUUUAUGAAUAUUCAGGAGGAGGCGUGCCUCAAUGCAGAAGAUUAGCUGACCCUGUAUUGUCCUUGGUCAUACUGGUUCAUGAAUAUGUAUUACUUUUUUCGAGUGUUUUAGCUUCAGCGACGGAGAUACCUUUCCGUGAAAAGACCACAGAGCUGAACAUCUGGUAAAACUGAAUCUUUGGCUCUAGCUUUAAACAUUGCAUCUAACAUUGCUUUUGUAGACAUUAUGGGUGUGUGCCAGAUUUCACUCCUGCCAAACUGUCAGUAAUUAAGGUUCAGUUCAGCUGUUGAUUGAACACAAGAGUGUUUGAUACCUCUUGUUGAUUUCUGUUUAAUGUCCUUGAAGAGAAUAAUUAAGAAGAUGUGUUUGUUUGGAUAGAAAGUUACAUUUAAUGCUAAUAAUUCAAUGUAAUGAAUAAAUAGUUGAAGGUCCUUUUGCAAUGUUUUUUUUGUACACAAAAUGUGACCUACUCCUGACCUGCUUGUCGUAUUUGCCCCAAAAUGUGUUUUAGAAACUAUUCGAAAGAGGAGAAUGUAGGCUGUCUAACGAUACCAAAGUUUAAUUUUGAGUGCCACCAAACCAUAUUUUUGCUUUAAAUUUUCUUGCGAGCGUUAGGUGAGGCUAGGAGACUACUGACACUGGGUCAACGAACCUCUAGGGCUAUAACAUGUCAUCUUAUGGUUAUGUAUAAACACUUUAUAAACACUGAAAGCCCAAGAUACUGUUCUACAAAAUGAAGAUGCCUAAAACUGAAAAAUUAUUUUAUGUGCAAAAGGCCUCAAAAGGCUAUAAGCUCAGCUUCCCGACAGAGUAAUUGCAAAUGUCAAGCAUUGAUCAAAAUUCAACCAAGCUUAAGUGCACUAGGAUUUAGAGACGCAGCUGUGAAGUAAAGGUAAAGGAACAAAUCAGUCUUGUUCUGCCCAUGUCUCAUCCUCCAGUCUCAGAAAUCCCACGACACCCAAGCGCCUUGUGACAAAGGAGAACAUUUCCACCUCAAGCGUUUUCAGGCCAUUUUUCCCAACUAUCUUGCUCUCACUGGAGAAUUAGGCUUUGUGAGAGGGGAAGUCCUUAAAAAAAUGUCAGUGUGGAGAAACGGAUUUGUCAUGGUUAUGUAGGUUUGAUGAUACAAAGCAGUUUCUGCCAUUUAUAAUUUGCUAUAAUUUGUUAUUUAGCUGACGCUUGUCUGCAAAGCGUCUUACAGUUGAUUAGACAUUCCCCCCCCGGAGCAAUGCGGGGUUAAAGGCCUAAAGGGCCCAACAGCUUCUUACCAUGGCUACACUGGGGCUUGAACCACCAACCUUCCGGGUCCCAGUCAUAUACCUUAGUCACAAGGUUACAGGCUACUCCCAUUUUGAGUUGUUUAGAUGCUGUGUAUUUUGUCUUUGACCUUAUUGACAAUAAUAGACUAAUGUUUUUUAUUUUGCAUCUAUUCUGUCUCAUUCUUUGUUUUAUUUUGUGCAUUUGACCCCCUCUGGUUGUUUGUUGCAUGUGUCGCUUUGUACUGUAUAUAGUAUAUCUGAACAUGUAUUUUCACACUUCUAUUGAAAUUGGAGACUGAAUCAUGGCACAGUUUUCUGAAAAAGUGAGAUUAUUUUUUUCAUGAAUUUCAGUAUUAAUGAUCAGUUAUCUUGCCAAAUUA
Molecule: messenger RNA, 3233 nt
Organism: Conger conger (European conger)
Lineage: Eukaryota; Metazoa; Chordata; Actinopteri; Anguilliformes; Congridae
Gene: tfb1m
Product: transcription factor B1, mitochondrial
Exons: 8
Coding region: 142-1206 (354 amino acids)
Biological process (GO): transcription initiation at mitochondrial promoter; rRNA methylation
Cellular component (GO): mitochondrial matrix
Molecular function (GO): mitochondrial transcription factor activity; rRNA (adenine-N6,N6-)-dimethyltransferase activity
Source: RefSeq, a predicted model, not a curated record